UAUGAAUCGGCAUAAAACGAUUUAUAAUUUUAACACUUAAACCUAUGUUUUUGAUAUUUUAUUUCAAUUAUAGUUUUGUCAAAAAAAAAUUAAAAAGCAUAUAUGAAAACAUUUAAUCAGUGCUUUUAUUGAAUUAGAAGUGCGCGCAUUUGCCCUAGGUUCAAACGAAGCGCGCAUGCGCAGUGUUGCGUGCCACUACUUACAUUCGCGCUAUAGUUGAUCAGUUGCCAUUUCCGCGACAGCGCUCGAGGAGGGAGUAUUGCUUAUAUUUCGUAUAUGUUGAUUAUUUCUUUUUACAUAUGUUUUACAGUCUUAUAUACAGACAGAAUUUAGAUAUAAUGCGUCAUAAUUGCUCAACAGAAAAGAUCCCUAGCAUUAAGGCUUUGUCACUAGCGCUUACGUUGCGAACUAGCCUAAUUUGUAAAUAUUUAAAACAAGGCCUAAGACGGGGAAAAGGUUCUAUGUUUUCAUGGGCCAUUAAUAUAUGAAGCAAAAUGUCUAAAGUCCUCCAUUACAAAGGAAAAGCAAAUUAAAUAUUUCAUUCAUUACGCAGGAUGGAAUAAGAAUUGGGAUGAGUGGGUUCCUGAAAGCAGAGUUCUUAAAUACAACGAGGCAAAUGUUCAGAGACAAAAAGAAGUUCAAAGAGCACACUCAAAUCAACAAUCUGCUCAAAAAAAUAAAAAAGGUAGCACUUCUUCUAAAACUCAAGGACGUAGAAGUGAAGGUAUACGUGAAAAAGAUACUGAUAGUAGAGCUAGCACUCCUGUUGCAACAGUUGAUAAAGGUGUCAAUCGAUUUAGUAAAGCUAGCAGUGUGACACCAUCAUCAUCACAUGAUUCUACUUCAGAUGCUCCACGUAAAAAACGCAGGAGCUUAUUUUACAGUACUAAAGAUAGUGUACAAAACAAGAAAAUUUAUUACAGCCGACUAGAACCAUCUGGUGAAACAGAAGAAUAUCUUACUAAAGUAGAAGUUAAAAUUAAGAUACCAGAGGAAUUGAAGUUUGUACUUAUAGAUGAAUCAGAAGUAAUAUUGAAAUAUCAUAAAUUACCUUCUUUACCUGUAAAAAAUACAGUUGAUAAAAUUCUAGAUGAUUAUGUAGAAUCGAAAUCAUUGGGAAAAAAUGAUUCUGUUAGGUUUACAAUUAUUAUAUAAGUGGGAACGUCCACAAUUUAUUCAAAUUAUGAAUGAUAAUCCUGAAACACUGCCCAGUCAACUAUAUGGUGCAUUUCAUUUACUAAGGCUAUUUGUGAGACUUGGAGGAAUGUUGUCAUACACUACAUUAGAUGAAAGAAGUAUACAGUUAUUAUUAUCUCAUUUUCACGAUUUCUUAAUAUACUUACAGAAUAAUAGUACUGAACUUUUUAAUCUUCAACAAGACUACGCAGACUCACCACCCGAUUAUCACAGAAAAUAUGCCUAACUUAAUAUAAAUUUUAUUUAAAUCCAACAAUAUCUAUUAUAUUUUCUCAAAAAUUGACAGCUACGAUAUUUGUUUGAGAAAUAUGUACAAUGGUACAGUCUAAGAAAUAAGUCAAUAUAGGAAAUGUAAAGAAACUCAUCUGUUGAAUUUUACUCAAAAUUUUUCUAAAGUUUUAGUUUAUUAAAGAUAACAAAAAAUGUAGAACAUUUUAUAGUAUCUGCUUUAAUUUAGAAUAUAAUAUUAGCAAACAGUACUUUUUAUUGUAAGUACAAUGUAUUACGAUUUUAUUAUCUAAUUACAAUUUUAUACAUAUUUAGAAAUAUUCUAUUCAUGAGAUAGCUUGUGUUUAAUUCGUACCAUUCCAAGGUAUAUUCUAUUACAAGAAAUAUUCUAAGGUAUAUUCCAUUACAAGAAAUAUUCUAUUCAUGAGAUAGCUUGUGUUUAAUUCGUACCAUUCCAAGGACGCAUUUUGUCUUUCUUUAAUUUUUAAUUUAAUUGAAUUAAAAUCAUAUAAAUUACUAUGUUUACAAAAUUAUAUUAUGUACAAAAUUAUAUGUCAUAAAUGAAGUAUAUAUAAUAUUUAUAUUUACUAUGGUACAUAUAAAUAUAUGAUUUUAUUAUAGUUUCUUAUUAUAUCGCAAUAUAUCAAUCAUUAGUUGUCUUAUUUAAAUUGUAAAUUCAAUGAUACGAUGGAACCAUAAACAUUCUCGCAAUAUGCAAACAGCUAUUGUUCAUAUGCAUACAUUUACAUAAGAAUACAAAUUUUACGUUACAUAAGACGUAUUACAGUUGCAUAUAUAUAUAUAUAUAUAUAUAUAU
Messenger RNA from Heterotrigona itama, 2242 nucleotides. Lineage: Eukaryota; Metazoa; Arthropoda; Insecta; Hymenoptera; Apidae. The record is from the annotation of a GenBank genome assembly.